AGGUUAUUUUUAGUGUCCGGUUGGUUCGUGUUGCAGUGUGGGGAGUCACGAUAGAUAAUUUUCCUCUACAGCCCAACCGGGAGACGCUCACGCCGAGUUACGGAGAAUCCUGGUAGAAUAACGGAUAUAACAGAUACGGGCCCUCCGUGAGCCUAAACCGGUGGAAUAACAAGCCCAGCUGUCCGGUAGGAAUUAAGGGACGACAUUGCCGAGCUUUUCUUAACGGAGAAAGGAUAUUUAAACCCCACGAACGCACCAUAGCCUACUGAAGCCGUUAUCAGAGAUGGCCAGCACCGGGACUGAGCGCGAGGAACCUCACGUUCCCCUGGACGAACUGAGACAUCCCGAGCCUGCAUUCAGAGAGGCGCAGAAGUGGAUCGAGGAGGUGACGGGAAAAGGUUUCGGUGAGAAGGACUUCCGGAGCGGCCUGGAGAACGGGAUCCUGCUCUGCGAGUUACUGUGUUCCAUCAGACCAGGUUUGGUCCAGAAAAUCAACAGACUCCCCUCGCCCAUCGCUGGACUGGUCACUCUGCGUGAGUCUAAGGAGGCGUUGGAGAGUGUUAGUUCUUCGUUGGAUGUUCUUCAUGAGGGAACGUCUCGCCUGGCGCUCCGUCUGACGUAUGAACGGACCUCCCUGUCCAACACCCUGUCUGAUCCGGCCUGCACUAACGGAGCUGUGUCGCGCACCUGCAACAGCAUCCGCAUGACACUCCCACAGCUGGGAAUCAACAGCAACUUCUCUGGGUUACCAGACGUCAGUCCCCAGUUGGCCAGUUUAGAGAUUGUCCUGAAGACAGACCUCAGCAACAUUUUACAGAAGGGUUAUUCAUCCUUCAACGACACCCCCAGACUGGUCCAACAGCAGACUAAGAAUGUAGUAGCAGCUCUGCCUAGAGUGAAGGCCAUGCUGGAUAAAAUAGGAGUAGAGAUUAUAGGUUUCUCUAAGAUGUUCCCAGUGGAAGCAUCUCUGGCCAACUUCACCAUCUUCCUGAGUCAGGGCCAGAAGAACAUGGAGGCCUACUACCCUCAGAUAGACCAGCUGGACUUCUACAGGUGGAUAGGCUGUGUUGCCGUGCUGUGUUCAGUGGUUCUGGUUUUGACCUUUAACUUCCUGGGUCUGUUGUGUGGAACGUGUGGCUACGACAAACAGGCCACGCCCACCACUCGCGGCUGCCUAUCAAACACCGGAGGCAACCUGCUAAUGGCAGGUGUAGGGUUCAGCUUCAUCUUUGCCUGGGUAUUGAUGGGGCUGGUAUCAGCAGGGUUUGUUGUCGGGGGCAACAUUGAGAAGCUGUUCUGUGAACCGCUUGCUAACAGACAACUGUUCAAGAUCAUAGACACUCCCUACAUGGUCCAUCCUGCCAAGAAGAACUUCCUGCCUGGCAUGCUGUUCCAGAACCCUAACAUCAACCUGACUGUAGGAAGCAUGUACCGAGACUGCUAUGAUAACAACGGGCUGUACCAUGCUCUGCAGCUGGAGACAAUGUUCAACAUCAACACCUUCCUCAAAACAACCGUGUUUAACAAGGACCUGGUGAAGGUGUUUGACAGCGUGAGCAUCGACCUCCAGAGCAUUGUGUUAUUGGAGCAGGAUGGACGGGAUAACCUGCUAACCUUCUCUAACGCUGGGAUAGGAGAUAUUAACUAUGCUGCUUACCUAGCAGAGGUGAAUAAAGGUGUAACUCUGGUGGAUCUGCUGUCGUUUUCCAACGAGCUGGAGGCCCAGGCCGACCUUCUGCCGCGGGGAGCUCUAGAGAAUGCUUUGAAGGGUCAUGCCAGCAGCAUACGACAGAUCCACAGAGAACAGGUCGUCCCCAUGGAGCAGGCCAUGAAAUUUGUCCGAGCGCGGAGCACCCUCAGCCAGAGCAUCCGGCUACUGCAGAGGACAGCUAAGGAACUACCUGUGAAGGUGACUAACGUCCUUAGUGCCAUCGACGAAGCAGAGUACCUCAUCACACACAACGCUUCACGCGUGGUAAAACAGGAGAGAGAUGUGUACAUGCAGAGCCUGGUUGGAUACUUCAGACAGUACACAGACUGGGUCAAAAACUCUCUGACAGGGGAGGUGUCUCAGUGUAAGCCCAUCAGUAAUCUCAUUGACUCCAUGGAGAUCGUUGCCUGCAGCUUCAUAGUCGACUCAGUGAACACGUUCUGGUUCGGUCUGGGUGGUUGCUGUGUGUUCCUGGUUCCCAGCAUCAUCCUGUCAGUCAAACUGGCCAAGUACUACAGGAGGAUGGAUACGGAGGAUGUGUUUGAAGAGGGCCAAGAAAACUGGUAGAGAAACAAAGGUGGGAAAGAGAACAAAACUACAACAACCCACAACAGAACUCUGCUGAUCUCCACCCCACAACAACCUGAUUGGAUAAGGACCUUAGCUGCCAGCCAAUUACAGUAGCCCAAAUGAUGCCCUGUACGUUCCAUCGCCCAAUCACAACACUAGUUCUGUCUGACAUCACCGUAGUUUCUGAACCUGUGUGAACGCGUUGGUGGAUUAUUUCUAUAUAUUUGAUUUGAUUUAUCAGAGUUAUUAUAGACAGGUGUUCUGUUUGUUUCUACUCAGCUGGAACCACUGACUCAUCUCAAUGACUUGUACAUUUUAUACGCUUUCAACACCUUUGAAAGUUUUAUAUAUUUUUUAAUAUAAUAUGUUAGCAAGUUAGCGGACGCUAGCUACCAAACCAUGUUAGCAUGUUAGCAGACACUAGCUACCAAACCAUGUUAGUAUGUUAGCAGACACUAGCUACCAAACCAUGUUAGCAUGUUAGCUAGCGGACGCUAGCCGCUUGUUGUUUGACAGAUGUAACAUUUACAUUUACAUUUAAGUCAUUUGGCAGACGCUCUUAUCCAGAGCGACUUACAAAUUGGUGAAUUCACCUAAUGACAUCUAGUGGAACAGCCACUUUACAAUAGUGCAUCUAAAUCAUU
Messenger RNA from Oncorhynchus masou masou (cherry salmon), 2925 nucleotides. RefSeq names its product prominin-1-A-like. The transcript has 22 exons. The coding region runs from base 284 to 2278 and encodes 664 amino acids. Gene Ontology annotation, cellular component: cell surface; prominosome; cilium. Lineage: Eukaryota; Metazoa; Chordata; Actinopteri; Salmoniformes; Salmonidae. The record is from RefSeq and is a predicted model, not a curated record. Gene Ontology annotation, molecular function: protein binding; cholesterol binding.